Molecule: messenger RNA, 570 nt
Organism: Gossypium arboreum
Lineage: Eukaryota; Viridiplantae; Streptophyta; Magnoliopsida; Malvales; Malvaceae
Product: berberine bridge enzyme-like 18
Exons: 2
Coding region: 1-570 (189 amino acids)
Molecular function (GO): flavin adenine dinucleotide binding
Source: RefSeq, a predicted model, not a curated record
AUGGAGGGUCUUUCGUACAUUGCCGAUGCUUCGUUUGUUGUCAUUGAUUUGGUUAAUCUUAAAUCGGUCGAUGUCGAUGUCAAGAGUCGAACUGCAUGGGUUGAAAGUGGUGCUACGGUAGGCGAACUUCAAUAUAGGAUUGCUGAAAAGAGCGGAACCCUCGACUUUCCUACCUGUACUUGCCAUACUGUUGGCGUUGGCGGUUACUUUAGUGGCGGAGGACAUGGCCCUUUGUCGAGAAAUACGUUAGUCCAUGUUCCAUCAACCGUGACAGUUUUCACCGUCACAAAGGCCCCACAACAAAAUGCAAUGCAAGUCGUUCAUAGAUGGCAAUACAUUGCACCCAAACUUUCCGAUGAUACAUUCAUUCUCGCCACCAUAUCGAGGGCGGAAGCCAGUGAAGGCCAGCGAUCAAUUCAAGUUACAUUUAGAGCUUUGUUUCUCGGUCGGUCCGAUAUUCUCGUUUCGUUGAUGGAAAAACAGUUUCCCGAGCUCGGAUUACUGAAACAAGAUUGCAUCGAAAUGAGUUGGAUUCGGUCCGUUGUUUACUUCGCUCAAUUCACAACAUAA